AUGUCAACACAGGUUCAGGCUGCCACCUUGGCAGGCGUCACGGCAGACCCAACCGGCCCCCCAACUCCCACUCCAAACAUUGACGAUGCGGCACCGCCAGGGCAAGUGAUUGUCGUACGCGAUCUCGCUCACAUCGAGAGCCUUGCUCGUGCCGAUAUGCUUGGCACUGGUGGGCGAUCAGGCGCCCUGGCGGACACCCCCCUGCAGGCCAUGAAGUACGAGAUUAGCAAUAUGCCUAUUGGAGACAUUAUCGAGAUGGUGGCAGCUCUUCUCACCAAAAUCACGACAACCAACGACUUGCAACACGACGCUCUACACCGGAACGCCGCACACCAGCAAACCGCAGCCAGCCACAACAAUGACGGAGCAUCGAUGAGUCCGCUGAGCAGCUCUGUCCUGGCUUUCCACGGCAAGAACGUUCCCGCCAUCACCAUACUGAGCUACCUCAGCCGCAUUCACAAAUACUGCCCGACGACAUAUGAGGUCUUUUUGAGCCUCCUCGUCUAUUUUGACAGGAUGACAGAGAGAGUCAACCAAAUGGUUAUGCAAGCAGAGGAAGGCCGAAGGCAGUCGCAAAGCCAGCCAUCGCACAACAUAUCAAACUCUGCAGCACCGCCGUCCGAUGCUGAAAUGCGGGACAGGUGCAGCGAGGACGAUGAUGAGACCGACUCGGAUCUCGCUGACGAUGAGGGCGAGGCCAAGACCACGAAUCAGGCAAGCCCGGCUUCUCAGCCAGUUCCUGCGGCUCAUUCCUCACUUGCAACAUACUUUGUGGUGGACAGCUUCAACAUCCACCGCCUCAUAAUUGCUGGCGUCACAUGUGCGAGCAAGUUCUUCUCUGACGUCUUUUACACAAACUCCCGCUAUGCUAAGGUCGGCGGGCUUCCCCUGGCGGAGCUCAACCAUCUGGAGCUUCAGUUCCUUGUGCUCAACGAUUUUCGGCUUGCUGUCCCCGUUGAGGACCUCGAGGCUUAUGCCACAAUGCUCGUCGAGUUCUACGCCCGUGAGGUAGUUGGAUCGCGAGCGUCUGGCCAGGGAGAGGAAUGA
Microdochium trichocladiopsis is the source of this 1047-nucleotide messenger RNA. Its product is annotated as cyclin-domain-containing protein. NCBI's taxonomy places the organism in Eukaryota, Fungi, Ascomycota, Sordariomycetes, Xylariales, Microdochiaceae. Gene Ontology annotation, molecular function: cyclin-dependent protein serine/threonine kinase regulator activity; protein kinase binding. Gene Ontology annotation, cellular component: cyclin-dependent protein kinase holoenzyme complex; nucleus. The transcript has 2 exons. Gene Ontology annotation, biological process: regulation of cyclin-dependent protein serine/threonine kinase activity. The record is from RefSeq and is a predicted model, not a curated record. The coding region runs from base 1 to 1047 and encodes 348 amino acids.